ACUCGCCCAGUGGAGCGGGUUUUGGCGAAGUUCUUGAGGCUUUCAGCGCUCUACUCUGUGGCUGACAUGCUCCGAAGUACUCGCUGCUCUCGGACAGUCGUUCGGGAUGCGCGACGACUUGCCUGGCCCACAGACGAUGACCUAAACGGCGCGGCGCGCAAUGUCUGCAGACUCCAGGCGGCAUACAGUCUCAUGGCCGAAGACGUCAUCGCGACACUGUGCUCUCCACAUCUGGCCAAUCAGCUGGCCCCGGACGACGCCCUAUUGCUAGCUGUUCACUGUUCUCUGAGUGAACCCACUGUUGCUGCCGCUUGGGUCAAGCUAGGUGAUGACCGGCGCUACACCGAUUUCUUCGAUCGCCAUCUCCGUAAGCUGAAAUCCCCAACAACCAAGGCGAAUUUGACACCUUGGCACGAGGCCAUCGGUCAGCCGCCCGAGACACCCUCAAUGUGGCUUUACCGGCAGGCCUUCCUGCAUGCUGAGCACUCCAGCUUUCCCAGCGACACGCCUUUCGGUGAGCUGUGCCGCGCCAGUCAGGACGUCGACGCGAGAGCCAACGGAAAUCUGCGCUGUUGGCUGUCAUACGGAAAGCACGGCGCUGCGUCUUUCUCGCCUUUUGCUGUGGAGGAGUUGUCCGUGUCCAAGCCUCGGCUCUGGCUAGUGCACGACUUCUUGAGCCCAAGCGAGUGCGCAGCUGUUCGACAGGAAGCGACCGAACUUGAGCCUGCGUUGGUGACGCGGGAGGACGGAAAAGACGACCAGCCGGAUACCAGGACGGCGGCCCUUACCUGGCUGGAAAACGCGGGAAGCGCGCGGCGCGUCUACCGACGUGCCAGUGCGAUCACGGGCCUUGCGAUGGAUUCUGCCGAGAAACUCCAGGUUCUCAACUACGCCGUCGGCGGACAUUACAACGAGCACACGGACCCCUUGAACGACGACAAUGACAAGGACGAACGGCUGGCCACACUUCUGGUGUACCUGAACGAUGUGGAUAGGGGCGGCUCAACCGCAUUUCCCAGGGCCCACCUCGCCAUUAGGCCUCAUCGUGGCUCUGCGCUCUUCUGGUUCAACCUAAAGCAAGAACCGACGACACGUAAGCGACGGAUAGACUACAGCAGCACGCACGGCUCCUGCCCGGUGCUUCGUGGAUCCAAGUGGAUCGCCACACUCUGGAUACAUGAGUGGUCGCAACCAUGGGACCUUGACUACUCGCUUGGGUAGUGAAGCACUCGUAGAAGUUGUGGCUUCGCUUUCUACGGGACUUCAGCGAAGCAGUGUCAAACACAAUGCCGACACGUGAUCAAAGAAAGAAAAUGCUCCCUGCAUUACAGCUCAUUGAUAUGCGUAUUGAUAUGCCAUGCAUCUGACGUUAACAAAAACGGUUUAUGUGGCACCGUAUCUGGGUCUUUCUUUCCUACGUCCAUGUUAUUACCUCCAUAACUCCAUAUUAUUCUUUCUUUCUUUGGCGUUAGAGGGUUCCGUUGAACAAAUAUGAGGAGCACCAAUGACAGGAUUAGAUUGUCUAUUAUAAUUUUGUUGUGUUCCUUCUUGCAACCCGAUAAUCUUUCCAUCAAUCUUUUUUUUUUUUUUUUUUUGGCUGGUUAUGCAUCGCCUCCUCCAUGUCCUCCGUGUAGCAAAUAUGUCCUCUGCUCGGCGUACUGCAAGCGUGGGCGACUGCCACGCGAAGCCAGAGAAGGAACAGGCAGGGGAACAAGCAUAGCAAAACUUCGGCAUCCACUUAUAUCAGAAACACAACAGAACACCGGGAAAUAUGGUGCUAUCGGAAGUGUUAAACUUUUCGCCUUCCACAUGGAAUCAUUGUUCUGUUUGUUGUAGAAGGGUUGAAAUGCGGGCCAGUUGGUCCAUAGUUGAAAGAAAAAAACCAGUCACAAAACACACAAG
Molecule: messenger RNA, 1902 nt
Organism: Dermacentor andersoni
Lineage: Eukaryota; Metazoa; Arthropoda; Arachnida; Ixodida; Ixodidae
Biological process (GO): peptidyl-proline hydroxylation to 4-hydroxy-L-proline
Cellular component (GO): endoplasmic reticulum
Molecular function (GO): L-ascorbic acid binding; procollagen-proline 4-dioxygenase activity; iron ion binding
Source: RefSeq, a predicted model, not a curated record